CAUUUCAUUUCACUAAAAAUAAAAAUAAAAAAUAAAUAAAGACACUUGCUUCUCGCCGUCGCGGCCUCUGCAUCUUCUAGGUCUUGGCAGUUAGCAGUUAGCGCUUAGCACACUCUCUUUUGAUUCAAAGCUACGCCUUUUACCGUCUUCUUCUCUCGCCACCGCCGCCGCCGCCGCCGCCGCCAUGUCUCAGGUGGAUAAUAGAAACUCCUCAGCGGCCAAGCGGGCCAGAACUGAUGGCAGUCGCAGGGAAGAUGAUUGGACCUGCCCUAGCUGUGGCAAUGUAAAUUUUUCAUUUCGGACUACUUGUAACAUGCGCAAUUGCACUCAACCGAGACCAGCUGAUCAUAACUCAAAAUCUCUAGCCAAGCCUGUGCAAGCACCUCAGAACUACUCAUCAACGGCACCUUAUUUCGGUUCAGGCGCACCCUCUUCAAUGUAUUUGGGUGUUCCUCCUUAUGGUUCUUCCCUCUUCAAUGGAUCUUCUGUUCCUCCUCCAUAUGAUGUUCCUUUCUCUGGUGGCUCAGCCUAUCAUUACAGUUAUGGCAGCCGUCUCCCUGGUGGCAGUCCUUAUCGACCACUGCACAUGCCUGGACCACCACCCCCUUAUUCCGGUGGAUCCAUCAUUGGAAAUGGAGGAAUGUAUGGGAUCCCACCAUUGAUAGACCGCUACGGCUUGGGUUUGCCACUGGGCCCUCCGCCAAUGGGACCAAGACCAACAUUUUUUCCAGAUGAUAAAUCUCAGAAAAAAGACACAACACGUGAUAAUGACUGGACAUGCCCAAAAUGUGGAAAUGUCAACUUCUCUUUCAGAACUGUUUGUAACAUGAGGAAGUGUAAUACACCAAAGCCUGUAUCACAGCCUGCUAAAUCAGACAAAAAUUCCAAGCAAAAGAUGCCCGAGGGUAGCUGGAAGUGCGAGAAAUGUAACAACAUAAACUAUCCAUUCAGGACCAAGUGCAACCGGCAGAAUUGUGGAGCUGACAAACCUGCUGAGACAAAGAAGUCUCCUUCUCCAACUGCAAACGAAAGUGAUCAGUGAGUACUAGGACAUGUUUGAGGGUUGAGAAGUCCAGAGUUGUCGUCCAGCAUUGCUCAAUAUGGGUGUCUGAAAGUCAGUCUUGUCGUCCUCAUGUUGCAGCGGUUGUCAAGUUACUCUACCGUCUCAUGAUCAGUGUCCAGUUGUACUAAUUCUAUGGUACUUAUGGUCUUAAUGGAACCUUGGUGCAUUAUGUGUCAACCACCUUAAUCUGGAAAAUAUUUUACAGGUUGGUUUUGGUUUCUAUCAGUUAGGUUUUAUACUUUUGGAAUCAACUCAUCUUUUCUAGUGGGUAUGUUAUCUUGGACUUUAGAUAUGUUGGUAGUGGCAGGAUGAUACGCACUUUUUUCUGGUUUUGAUAUGGUUUUGUAAUGCUUUGUUGAGGUAACCAUAAAAGCUUCUUUUAGAAACAAGCGUAAUAUCCAAUUUCCUCAUUUAAUUAGUAUCUCCAGCAAGAAAAUGUCAGAUUAGAGAUUGCGUCUAGCUAUUUAUAGAAGUUGCCUGUAGGUUAUAAUUACCAUUUUCUGACGCUGUUGCCUGAUGGAUCUAUUCCUGUGAUUGCCAAGGAUUCACUAGAUUGCUCAAAGAUUAGCAUGCAACCAGGUAACUUAUCAUAGAAAUAUUUGCUCUGAAUGUACCUCCUAUCAUUGCAUCGUUUUGGUCCGUUAAUCUAUUAAGCAUGUACUCUUUUCUAUUAACUUAGGGUACAAUUUGCAUUCCCAUGGCAACUCGAGAAAACGUCAUGUCCUGUUAGGUUCAUGAAUGAUGCCUGUCUGUUUGAGGACCUGUUUAGAUAAGUUAGAUAUAGCGAGUCUCGUAGGAUGUUAUGAUGCCUUUUUGGAAGUAAUGCUGAUUAUGAGGAACUACUACAAUCUACAGAUCCUCAUAAAAAAUUAGUCAGAGUCAGUUUACAUGCAUGGCCGUUUUGUUCAAGUGGUGUUGCUGGUGGUUGGCCUUUAGUCAUUGUUUUGGCUAACAGCUGCCUCGGGUUCUUUUUUCUUG
Rubroshorea leprosula is the source of this 2041-nucleotide messenger RNA. The record is from the annotation of a GenBank genome assembly. NCBI's taxonomy places the organism in Eukaryota, Viridiplantae, Streptophyta, Magnoliopsida, Malvales, Dipterocarpaceae.